CACAGUUUGAAAAUACCUUCAAUACUUCAAAAUCCAUCAAUGGGCCAAGAAAAACUGCCAAGGAUAGUUCCUCCUAUUCCAAAACACAUUCAAUUCAGAAGCAGAACACAUGUUGUGGAACCCAGUUCGAUCCGAAACGUUACAGCACAAGUAGGACAAACUGCGUAUCUUCACUGCAUCGUUGGAAGUCUCGGUGAUAGAACAGUGUCCUGGAUCAGACUCCGAGAUUUCCAUCUGCUUACAGUGGCACUAUAUACAUAUACAAGUGACGAUCGAUUUCAUCCUAUACAUAGGCAAUAUUCCAAUGAUUGGAUGUUACAAAUAAAGUUUUCUCAACCGAGUGACGAAGGACUUUAUGAAUGCCAAAUAAGUGCUGAUCCUUCCAUAAGUCAUUAUGUAUAUUUAAGUAUUGUAGUUCCAAAAGCAAAAAUCCCAGGAGCGACUGAUCUUUACGUGAAAGCGGGUAGUGACAUCAACUUGACUUGUAUUAUUAGUCAAAGUCCAGAACCUCCCUCUUUCGUUUUUUGGUAUCACGAUAAUAGAAUGAUCAAUUACGAUUCUUCUAAAGGAGAUACUACCGUACAAAAGGCUUCUGGUGAUACUGCCAUAAGUCGAUUAACUAUCAGGGAUGCUCAACCAGAAGAUUCUGGGAAUUAUACUUGUGGUCCUUCGAAUGCCGAUGCUACAAGUAUACUUGUCCAUGUCCUAAGAGGUACGAAAGAAAAUUUAAAGUUAGAAUUGAUAAACCUUAAUUUAUUUAUUUGUUCUUUUCUUUUUUUUUCCUUAUUCUUCUUUCUAGUUCCAAAAGCAAAAAUCCCAGGAGCGACUGAUCUUUACGUGAAAGCGGGUAGUGACAUCAACUUGACUUGUAUUAUUAGUCAAAGUCCAGAACCUCCCUCUUUCGUUUUUUGGUAUCACGAUAAUAGAAUGAUCAAUUACGAUUCUUCUAAAGGAGAUACUACCGUACAAAAGGCUUCUGGUGAUACUGCCAUAAGUCGAUUAACUAUCAGGGAUGCUCAACCAGAAGAUUCUGGGAAUUAUACUUGUGGUCCUUCGAAUGCCGAUGCUACAAGUAUACUUGUCCAUGUCCUAAGAGGAGAAAAACAAGCAGCAGUACAAAAUGAUGCCGGUUCACCCCCAAUAUCUGCAGCCAUGUGUUCUGGUAGCAGGCAUGUGGUACUAUUUCUUAUUUCUUUCAUUUUACUAUCAUUUUGGAGAUGACAGUGCAGAAGUUGGAUUCGUUGGGAGUGGCACAAUGCGAAGAAUCUUUCAGGGCAGGACUACUUAAAUGAUGAAGUAAAUAUUAUGUUUUUCUUACGCACAUUAUUUGCAUUUCCUCUCCCAUUCCAUUGGUUUAAAUCCGAAAUAGAAGAAUACUCAGGACAGGAGACACAACUCACCUAAUAAGGGAAUUGUGUUGUGAUGUGUCUUACCUGCCCCCCCUCAAAAAGAGAUUAUUAUGUAAAGUGGUACAACUUCACAUACCAAGUAUUACGUUGACGGUUAUUCGGGUUUUAAGUGAUAAACACGUCUCUGUACAUUGUAUAUGUGAAUACGUAACGGAAGCAGAAUUGCAUGAAGUUGCUUUUAUGUGUAUAUAGUUUUAUUCCAAAGAAGGAAAAAAAUAUACACAGCUAAUUAUAUCAAUGGAAAAAUAAUAAUAUUAAUAAAUAAUAUUAUUAUUAUAUAAAUAAAUAAAAUUAAGGUAAAAAAAACAUGCUUUAUCUCUCUCAGGAUAUUCAAUAUUGUACUGCUGUGUAUACAUUACAUAGUUCAGUCAGUACUCAGUAGAGAAUGAAAUAUCAAAUUCGAAAACGUGUGAAUUCGAAAAUUUCAUUUAUUACUAUUUUUUCAUUUUUUUUUUCUUUUUCUUUUUUUUUAAUAGAAAAUUCAACAUAUUGUCGUAAGGAAUGGAUCUGGCAUGAUUGGCAUAUUAAUGUUUUUUCCUCUUUAAAAUUGAAAUAUGAUAAAAAUACAAAAAUACACGCUGACAGAUUUACAAUAUAAAUAGUACUGUACUCUGAAUAUAUUUGUAAGAAACUGUUUGAAAGAAAAUUGUUUUGUACAUAUAGGUUUUAGUGUAUGAUCUGUAAAUAAGGAAAGUGUGUGAAAUAAACUAAGACAUAAAUGAGAUUCCUGAUUUUUGUAAUAACAAUUAUCAUAAAUUUAAAAAAAAAGAAAAAAAUAAGAUUUUUUUAUGUAGAAUUUAAAAAGAAAUAAUGGAAGUUAAACGUUUGUGAUUUAAAUAAUGUCUAUUAUUCUCAAGUAAUAUG
This is a messenger RNA of Centruroides sculpturatus (bark scorpion), 2273 nucleotides long. RefSeq names its product zwei Ig domain protein zig-8-like. Gene Ontology annotation, cellular component: neuron projection membrane. The transcript has 7 exons. NCBI's taxonomy places the organism in Eukaryota, Metazoa, Arthropoda, Arachnida, Scorpiones, Buthidae. The record is from RefSeq and is a predicted model, not a curated record. Gene Ontology annotation, biological process: synapse organization. Bases 40 to 1221 code for a protein of 393 amino acids.